Mycena indigotica is the source of this 471-nucleotide messenger RNA. Its product is annotated as MYND-type domain-containing protein. The record is from RefSeq and is a predicted model, not a curated record. Lineage: Eukaryota; Fungi; Basidiomycota; Agaricomycetes; Agaricales; Mycenaceae. The transcript is spliced from 7 exons. The coding region runs from base 1 to 471 and encodes 156 amino acids.
AUGGCGAAACAGCUUACUAUCCAAGUAUCUAUCUAUGGCUAUAACGAGCAUCGUUGUGAUGUUCUCCUCAAAAAAGACCUCCCCGAACAAGCCCAAAGUAACCUGGUUGUUCUUGACGGAUGGGCUCAAAAAUCGGUCAUGGCUAUUGGGUUCGACAUGAAGCAUUCCCAACGCUGGCUGUGUGAGAUAUGUGGGGAUCCAGCGCGAGAGGUCGUCCUCGAUCCAAAGCCGAAUCUACGAUUGGAGGACCCGGUCGUAACCUUGAAUAUGCACCAGCUUUGUGAAGCUCAAGGCGGUCCUUGCCACUCUGCGGUCCAUGAACUCAUUCGUAAGCAAGCCUUGGCGGCAGGCUCACCGCCCUCAGGUCUACAACAACCAAAUGCUACUACUGCACCCCUCGCUGGAUCCUGUAUUGCAGCGUCGCAUGCCAAACACAAGAUUGGUCGAGACAUAGCAAGACUUGCAAAAUGA